Balaenoptera musculus (blue whale) is the source of this 2197-nucleotide messenger RNA. RefSeq names its product sorting nexin 24 (gene SNX24). NCBI's taxonomy places the organism in Eukaryota, Metazoa, Chordata, Mammalia, Artiodactyla, Balaenopteridae. The transcript has 7 exons. The coding region runs from base 273 to 782 and encodes 169 amino acids. Gene Ontology annotation, molecular function: phosphatidylinositol phosphate binding. The record is from RefSeq and is a predicted model, not a curated record.
CCUUUGGGCCUGAAACCCAGGAGCCCAGAGCCCCACGACCUCGGCUCCCGGUCCCCGGCUCCGGCCCCGGGCCCGCCCAGAGAGCGGCGGACGACAGGGUCCCCACGCCCUCGGCUCCCGGCCCUCGGCUCCCGCCCCAGGCCCGCUCCGCGCACUCUCUGGGUCCCGCAGGCUCCGGGAAGGAAGGUGGGGCGGCUGGGCCGGGGGCGGGGCGGCGGCCGCGGCCGUGAGCCCGCCCCCCGCUCGCUCUGCGCUGGCCGGCUGGCGCGACCAUGGAGGUCUACAUCCCGUCCUUUCGCUACGAGGAGAGUGACCUGGAGCGGGGAUACACGGUGUUUAAGAUAGAAGUGCUAAUGAAUGGAAGAAAACAUUUUGUUGAAAAAAGGUACAGCGAAUUUCAUGCCCUGCACAAAAAGCUUAAGAAAUGUAUUAAAACUCCAGAAAUCCCUUCCAAACAUGUUCGGAACUGGGUUCCAAAAGUCUUGGAACAACGACGACAAGGUUUGGAAACAUAUUUACAGGCUGUCAUUCUAGAAAAUGAAGAACUUCCCAAACUGUUCCUUGAUUUCCUAAAUGUGCGACAUUUGCCCUCUCUACCAAAGGCAGAGAGCUGUGGAUCUUUUGAUGAGACAGAAUCUGAAGAGUCAAGCAAACUGUCCCACCAGCCGGUGCUGCUGUUCCUCAGGGAUCCAUACGUCUUGCCUGCAGCCAGCGAUUUUCCAAAUGUGGUUAUUGAAGGAGUUCUCCAUGGGAUAUUUUACCCUCAUCUACAGCCCAGGUAGAAAUCCUCCAUGGCUAGAAGAAGCUGAAGCAAGUUUCGAAGUCGUAGUCAAGGAAAUCGAUACCUACCAAAUUAACCUAAACUCUAUGACAUAAUGGCUCUCGCUAGUGGUAAACUUCACAGCCGCAGCUUAAUUCAGAGCAGGGACAUUUCCAUUAGAAUGGUGCUUUUAAAAAUAGAAACUGAACCAGGGCGGUGCUGAGGUUAAGGCCAAGUGUUUAAGAAGUAGAAUGUAGCUGCCAAUUUAGAAACCCAGGAAAAGAAAGCUAAAGAAGAUCUUUGGGAGCUCCGAGUGUAGCAAAACAGUUACUCUCUGCUUCAGUCACACCAUUUGCUGAUUGAAAAUCUUAUCCCGAAUCAUAGUGAGACUGAUCAACUUUGGUAGCUUUUUUGUUCAGAUUUUAUGACACACUAAUCUUUUCAUCAUGAGAUUUUUCCCAGCCAGUGAUGGAUAACAUUCUGAAGUGCUGGCACCAGGAGAGCAUCACAGAAACACACUGUGCUAAAUGUGAGGAAGGCACUAAACUGGAAAUGAAAUUAUACUGACAAAAUUAGGGCACUUUUAAAAUCAUGGCAUUUUAAUUUACAUUACAGUGGAGCUGCGUCAUAUCCAGGGGUUAGCUUCUAAUGUCGGCACAUAAGAUAAAAUGGGGUCUCAAGAUUAUCCUUGAAAGCCCUUUGAAUGGUGCCAUAUUGGAAAUCUCAAUCCACGACAGCCAGUUUUUCCUCCGGUGUUGGAAGAGGUAACUGUUUCUUCCGUUGAAGUUGUUGGUGUUUAGGGGCUAUUUUGUAGAAAAAAACACAUAACUUUGAACACUAGAGUGAUACUUAGCCUUGCAAGAUAACUGAGGGAACACCAGAUUGACAACACUCAUCUUGGUUUACUCGAGGGCAUCCAUUCAUUGAAUAGGUGGUAUAAUUGCCAGAUUGAUUGUUAUUUUCCUUAUUCCUUAUCAUUUCCUUUUCACUGAUCUCAUGUACUGAAUUAAAUUAAAUGUGUUUAUGAUAUAACUCCACUGUAUAUCUUACAGACAUUCAGAUUUUGAGUAGUAAAGGAUAAAAGCAUAUAUGCAGCCUGUAUAUAUGUGCCAUAUUUGGACAUUUCCUUGAAAACCAGUUAAUAGCUAGCCUAUUUAUGGUUAUUAGUUAAUAAGCUUCUGUGUGGGAGAAAAAUAUUUAGAUAUAAAACUAAUAAUUAAAUCAUGGUUGUUGAUUAGGAUCUAAAUAUACAGGUUUAAAGCUUGCUGCAGACUCUUAGAGAUUUAUUUAUGAUAGAUGUGUUACUACAUGCUGGAAAUAAGCAAGAACUAAAUAAUCAAGUGUCAUCAACCAAAAAUGACUGAAUAGUCAAGUGUUGGAGAUAUUUUUUAAAUGUUUUUGUUAUUAGCUAUUUUGAGUUAAAUAAAAACGAAGAAC